Ixodes scapularis (black-legged tick) is the source of this 2268-nucleotide messenger RNA. RefSeq names its product sodium-coupled monocarboxylate transporter 2. The coding region runs from base 262 to 2013 and encodes 583 amino acids. Gene Ontology annotation, cellular component: membrane. The record is from RefSeq and is a predicted model, not a curated record. Lineage: Eukaryota; Metazoa; Arthropoda; Arachnida; Ixodida; Ixodidae. The transcript has 18 exons. Gene Ontology annotation, molecular function: symporter activity. Gene Ontology annotation, biological process: transmembrane transport; sodium ion transport.
AUUUUUCGGAGUACCACUCAUUCACGGAUCGUUGCCUGUAAAGUAGGGUUGUAUGUCACAACAUAUCACCUGAACAAAGACGUCGAUACUGACUGAAAAGGUGACAGAAAAACAGAUUUGUCUACUCGACUCGAGAGAAGCGAAGACGCAUACACAUUGUGAACGCUGGAAGGCUGAUUCGCUCGCUCCAGAGUAUAUUGAAACACCAAAAGGCUCGAAACAUUUCUACGAGUAAGCUGGUUCAAAACGACGUCGUCGAGUAUGGGCCCCCUUUUGGAGUACAUCCUGUUUGGGGUGCUGACCUCCGCUAACCUAGCUCUAGGCCUCUACUUCUCAUUCGCAAAGCGAUCGAAGAAAGCCGGCACGGACGAGAUGUUCCUGGCGAGUCGAUCUCUGGGCAGCUUUCCGCUGGCCAUGUCCGUGCUCGCAUCCAUGAUGUCAGCUCUGGGCGUAGUCGGUUUCGUCGCCCACUACUACUACUACGGCUUCUACUUCAACUGGGCUUUCCUGUCUCAGAUCGUUGUCUUGCCCAUGGUCAUGAACGUCAUGGUGCCUUUGCUCUAUAGACAGCGAGUGACGUCCAUUUUUGAGUACGUCCGCAUGAGGUUCGGCCGAAAUAUAGGCCUUGUGAGCUGCGGUCUUUAUAUUCUGAUGAGUCAAUCACUUGGAGCUGUGGCGCUCUAUUCGGCAUCCGUGGCCGUUUCUACAAUUUUCACUGUUCGACUGCUCUUUUCCACACUUACAAUUGGAUUAGCCGGUACAAUAUAUACAGCCCUUGGAGGACUUCGUGGUGUUGUGUGGACCGACUGCAUGCAAGGAAUCCUGAUAUUGAUGGCUCCUGUAACGGUGAUUACAAAAGUCAUAUACGACUCCGCCAACAAUAAAAAAGUAUUGCCUCCAGUGACAGACGUUCCGUUCGGACGAUACAUGCUUGAUGCAAGUGCCACGAUCACCAACGACGAAAACGUGUGGGCGUGCAUUUUCGGUCUCAGCAUCACAUUCCUGUAUCGCCAAGGUGUGGAUCAAAUGGUCGUCCAGCGUUACUUUGCGGCGAAGACACUCAAGGAUGCACAGAAAAUUGCGUGGAUGGCUAUUGCACUCAACAUCUUUUACACAUUUUGUAUGAGUGGCAUGGCGUUUGCGCUUGUGUACUGGUUUAGCGAUUGCGAUCCACUUCACUCUGGCUCAAUCACCAGAUUUGACGAGCUACUUCCAUACUACGUGAAGGAAUACCUCAGCGACUUCCCGGGAUUUUCAGGAUUAUUUCUCACAGGCGUCGUAUGCGCUGCCACGAGCACCACUUCAUCAAUUAUAAACUCAGAGGCGGCUGUAUUCUACGUGGACGUGAUUUCACCAGCAGUGAAGAUGAGCGAUAGAAAAGCCUCUUUGGUUGUAAAGCUAUUAGCAUUUUCUUUUGGAACAUUCAUGACGGUUUACGGAGUCAUCGUUCCUUACCUCGGAUCCGCUGUUAGAGUUUUAAUUAUGUUUUACUCGUCGGUGGCGAGCCCCUUCGUUGCAAUAGUACUCCUUGGAUUUGUCUUUCCAUGUGUUGGCAGAAAGGGCGCAGCCACUGCGAUUUUAUUUGCCACCGGAAUCCAGUUCUGGCAAACAGCCGGAAAGUUUUAUUAUAACGUAAAGCCUCCCUGGAUGCCAGUAUCUAUUGACGGAUGUGUCAGUAACGUUACGAAUGCAACAACUCAAUUCAUCGGAUCCAAUGAAUUCGUCGGUAUACCGUAUUUCUACCAGGUUUCGGCAUACUGGAGUGGUUUUAUAUCAGUCCUCUUCAUGAUUUUGGUUGGUGUGUCUGUGAGCUUAAUUACAGGCGAAGCUAAACUCUACAAAAGAAAUCUUUCUUUGACUGGUGAGGCGUUUCUGAAGCUAUGGAUAAAGCUGAAAUUAGUUACUCCUCCAUCUGAUGCGGAUUUUUUUCAGCAGCACAGCAGUCGCCUGGUAGGCGCCACUAACGCAGCAAUUGGGAUUGAAGAGACAGAGCAUGCAUGCACAAGGUUUUGAGAGCAUGCCGGUCUCGUCGCAUUCCAUUCGUCCAUGAGGACUUCGUCGUGGUGUUCUUCUUUAUGCCAAUGGGAGCAAUGGGCCAUCUUUGAUAUGUCGGUUUUCUCAAAUGAUUUUCGCUGUUGCUUUGGUUUGAAUUCUGCUUAUGCCACUUGAAGGGAGAAAGGGGCUCUGUCAAGCUGUUCUCGCAGAUUUUUCCUCUUGUUUCUUCCUUUUAUGUAUCGAAAUGGAAAAUAAAGCUCGUUAAUAAUCUUC